This is a messenger RNA of Rotaria socialis, 504 nucleotides long. The record is from the annotation of a GenBank genome assembly. Lineage: Eukaryota; Metazoa; Rotifera; Eurotatoria; Philodinida; Philodinidae.
AUGGCGACUAUAAGUAACACUUUAGAUGAUACGCAUCCUGAUCCAGAACCAGAGACAACUGCAACGAAUCAAACACAAGCCACUGAUAUUCCUACUGAACAUCUUCACAUAUUGGCUAUUGCUGAAGAUGUCGGUGUUAAUUCUUUUAUAUCAUCUGAAGCUCAAACACAAGUUAUAGUCAAUAAGAAACUUGAUAUUCAUUAUUUACUAUCACAAUUAAGUACAACACAUGCACAAGUUGAUCAAUAUUGUCGAGCACUUACAAAUGAAUUAAAUCAAAAAGUCCUUUUAUUGUUGUUCUUUUUUCAGAGCUUCAGCGAAAUCCAUUUUUUUGCUAUUAAAAAGAUUGAAAUGUCUAUCACUGAUGUUCUGACCAACAUUCAACAUCAACAAGAACAAUUAUUACUUGUCGUCAUUCAAUCAUUGAAAGUGAAUAUAAACUACAAUUGCAAAGCGCUGCUGAAGUAUUGGACAGUGUUAAAGUCCACAAUUUAUCUGAUUUAG